CGCAGCAGUAGCAGUAUGGCUUGCACCAAGCAGACAGCCCGUAAGUCCACCGGAGGAAAGGCUCCCCGGAAGCAGCUGGCGACCCAAGCUGCACCCGAGGCCCGUCACAGUUACCGACUGGGCACCGUAGCUCUUAGGGAAAUCCGCCGUUACCAGAAGUCUACGGAGCUGCUUAUCCGAAAUCUGCCUUUCCUGCGGCUGGUCCGUGAGAUUGCUCAAGACUUCAAAACCGAUCUACGUUUCCAGAGUUCUGCUGUUAUGGCCCUCCAGGAAGCCAGCGAGGCAUACCUGGUGGGGCUUUUCGAAGACACCAACUUGUGCGCUAUUCACGCUAAGCGGGUUACUAUUAUGCCAAAAGACAUUCAGCUGGCUCGCAGGAUCAGAGGUGAACGUGCUUAAGUAAACGUGGUGUUGGCGAACGCUGUUUCCUCCUCACCCUCCCACAAA
This is a messenger RNA of Spea bombifrons (plains spadefoot toad), 447 nucleotides long. RefSeq lists its product as uncharacterized. Gene Ontology annotation, cellular component: nucleosome. Lineage: Eukaryota; Metazoa; Chordata; Amphibia; Anura; Pelobatidae. Bases 16 to 399 code for a protein of 127 amino acids. The transcript has 2 exons. Gene Ontology annotation, molecular function: structural constituent of chromatin; DNA binding; protein heterodimerization activity. The record is from RefSeq and is a predicted model, not a curated record.